AUGUCCUGUUCCUCCUCCAAGGGUCCUCCUGGGACUCCCAGCUCACAAUGGCGAUGUCAUGACCGGGCCGUCCUGCUCUAUGAGUACGUGGGCAAGCGGAUUGUGGACCUGCAGCACACCGAGGUCCCUGAUGCUUAUCGUGGGCGUGGCAUUGCCAAGCACCUCGCCAAGGCUGCUCUGGACUUCGUGGUGGAGGAGGACCUGAAGGCCCACCUCACCUGCUGGUACAUCCAAAAGUACGUCAAGGAGAACCCACUGCCGCAGUACCUGGAGCGUCUGCAGCCGUGACCCUGGCUUGCAGGGCAGGAGUGCUCCUGCCAGACCUUUCCUUGGCAUUCUGCGUGCUCUCAGGAAACCUGGGUCCCAUGGGCGACAACUCAGUUAUUUUGUAAGGACAUUCACCUGUGGCCCCUGGAGGUGGCUGGCCAAGGACAGGCAGUGCUCCAGCAACUGUGGCCAAGGGGAGGCCAAGCAACUGAAGUCCCAGCAGCUCCUGCUUGGCAGACACUGGCCAGCUUUUCAGAAGACUGCACGGCCUGUCGUGGGCAGGCCUGUGAGGGCCUGUGGCCAGGACUGGAACAUGGAUGGGGCAUCCCUGUGGCCUGUCUGGGUCCCAUCUGUGUUCCCUGCCCUGUGAUUGGCAGGUAGGCUGUCUUGGUACCCCGCCACCACCACUGCCUCUCAGUCUAUGUCUUUUUUGCAGAUAAGGAGGGUGUUCCCUGUGUUGAGAGGAGCAAUAACAAACUAUGUGCCAACUUCUGAGGGGCCCAGCGCCAAGCUGUGGCCGCCGUUAACGCUGCCCCUCCUCUUCCUCCAGCUGUCUGCCCUGGCAGAGGGUGGCAAGGGUCAGCUCUCCCUGAUGUGUGAAGCCAGGAAUGGGCAGACUGGGCAUUGGCCCAGGCACAACUGUGCACACGCACACAGGCACACACAGACACAAUGCUGAGUGCCAAGCUGUGCAUUGGUGGAGAGCUGAAGCAGGGAGCAUGGGCUGCUCUCUCCUUGGUACCAUUCCCAUAACUCCUUGCCUCCUUGUCUCCUUGUCUGUCAGCUCUGCAGGAAACCAAGGUCCCCAUCCCCUGUGGCACCCUACCCUCUCCAUUUGCCAGUCUCCCAGAGGCCAGCUCCAGGUGCAGCUAAGCCUCACAGGGAUCCCUGCCACUCACUGGCCUCUUGGCCACCCUGUGGGUGAGCUUCCUCAGAAAGGAUCCUUUGGAGCUGAGAUGGAAGGGAGGCAAUCUGUCCUCAAAAACCAUCCUCAGCACCCAAAGAAAGAAAUAUCUCUGCAAAGGGAUUCCCUUUGUGGCCGCCAAACAUCAGGGCAUCUUUCAUGGUGAUCUUGUGGCUGGGCAUGGUCUGUGACCUGCACAUGCACAUUCUGGCCUCCAGGAGUUCCCAGGACGGCUGAGGGCACCCCUUUCCCAUUGUGCUCCCCAGCUCUGUUUGCAGUGUGCUAUUGUGAGGGCCAGAGAAGCCCCUGGGCCCCUGCUGUGCUGGGAGUUGUGGGCCAGAAAGGAAUUGCUGGCAGGAGGUGGGCUCAGCUACUGGCUCUCUUCCAAGGCUGGAGGUGUCCCAUUCCUAGGAUAGUUGAAGAAAAGGGAGGGUUGUAGGCCUGAGAGUGGACACAGUCCAGCCCAGGGUCUUGUCUUUUCCCUCCCUAGGACCACCCCCUCCCACUCACACAUCUCCCCAAGUUUAAGCACAGAUAUUGUCAUGAAACUCUCCAGUAGCUCAGCGAGCUGGUGCUGUCUCCCUCUGCAGCCUGUGGGGCGAGGUGACCUAGUUCUAGGAGGGUGCCCUACACAGGAUCCUAGGACAAGCAGGGUGUUGAGGAGCAGGGGGCCAGGUGGCACCGGAAGGGGCUUGUUUCUGUCCCCACUGUGUCCCAGCCUGCACCUGUGUUCUAACAGCAGUUGAUUCACCAUGCCUGGGCCAGCAUGCAAACAAAACUCGUUCAACGAGGAGCUGCUCAGGGUCUGGGGUUGGAGGAGAGCUGUGAGCCUAGGACCCAGGGACAGCUCGCCCCCAGUUCAUACGAGUGUGACCUGUCCCCUUGCCUCCACUGCCUUGAAGUGCUGCUGCACCACUGCAGGCAUCUGAUGCUGAGGCCAGCUCCGGGCUCCAGCAGAGCCUCAAGGCAGCAGCAUAGCUGACGACUCUGCCUGGCCAGGGACACUGCAGACCCUGGCCUGGAGCCUCAGUUAACAUGGCUCGUUUCGCCAUGGCCGGCCUGCCUUUGGUGCUGCCCCAUGUGUCUGACAUCCCGGCCUCUCCCCGACCUGUGCCAGGGGCAGGAUGCCCCGGGAGCCCUUGCUCUGGAGGCAGGGCACCCCCAGCCCGCUUCCAGCAGGUUGCUCAAAGGCCCCGUGUUCUGUCACAUCUCGCUUUGUGGAAUUUUUACUUGCCCAGUAACUCACGUGCCUUUCCUACUCAGGACCUGUUCCAGGUGAUGUCUGGGCUAAGGCUCCAGACCUCCCUUUGUUGUUUUUCAAACUCCUGAACAGACUGCAUGACAUACAUUUCCUCGAAAGCUAUGGCCUAGCCCACGGCUUCAGGACGACUUCUAGGAGAGGCACAGUAUGGGCUGGUGUCCCCACGCCACCUUGCUCCAUCUCCGAGGCGAUCUGAUUAUUGGCCCCGCUUUACCAAGGCAUAAACAGGCAUAGCAAGGUUUGGGAGCUCCCAGGGCGUAAGGAGGGGGGUGCAGGCAGGCCUGGUGGGUACCCCAGCCUCCCAUCCCUACUUCUGUUACAUAAUUGGCAGCGCAGCCCCUGUUUUCAGGUAGGGAAAGUAAGGCUCUGAGAGGCAUCAAGGUUUGGCGGAGGUCUCACGGCAAGACAGCAGUGGCAUAAGGAUCUGGGUGGGGACUUUGGCAUCGUGCCUUCUGCAUCUUUUACCAGGCCCCUGCCAUGGUUCCUGCCUCCACCUGAGGUAAAGACCACUCUGAGGCUGUAGUCAUGCUCUCAAUGUGGACUCCCCUCACCUGCAGAGCAGCUGGAAGUGUUACCUGGAAGAACCUGUGAUGUCAUAUGACCUCACAUCAGCUGCCGCUCUUAGACAUGUCUCUCUCCCCCUAAAAAGCCUUCUCUUGGGGCUUCUAGUCCUGGGGAGGGAGGUGGGGCACCCAUGCAAGCCUGUGGUGUAGAGUCACAUAUGGCCUCAAAACAGGAUCAAGGGAGCCCUGGCCGGCUUGGCUCUGUUGAGCAGCAUCUCAUGCACUGAAAGGUCACCAGUUCAACUCCCGGUCAGGGCACUUGCCCAAGUUACAGGUUUGAUCCACAGUCAGGGUGUGGGAAGCAACCAAGCGAAGGUUUUUCCUCUCACUGCCCAGGGACUCCUUCCUGAGUGGGAUGUUUUCCUCUUAAUUCCCACCCUGGGGUUACAGUGCUGCCCCCCAACACAAGAGGAGGAGGCCGGCACUGCAAUUGCAAGGACUUUACAAUCUUGUCAGGCUGGAUUCUCCCAGCAGUUCUGGGAGAUUCCAGUCAUCAGGCCUAUCUUAUGGAUGAGAAAACAGGUCCUGUUGCCCUCGAUGUGGCUGGAAGGGGAGGGGAGCAGGAUCUGUGCCCAGUUCCUGCCCACUCUAUAAAAGGAUGUGCCCUUACGUGUCAUUAGGUCUUAUGUCCACUUAGGUGGCAGAUGGUCUUGGAGAUCAAUACACAGGUAACACUUCUUGCAAUUUCCCUGACCAUUUGGAAGGCUGAGGUAGGUUCUGUGUUGAGGUACAUGUAUAAUUAGGGGUGAUGUUGGAAAGAUGACACUGCAUGCAAAGCUGGGUUGUGAUGGGAACGUUGAUGGAGCGUCCAACCAUACACACGUUCCUUCCUCAGUUCAGGAGUCUCAGAUCUGCUGAAGUCCACCCAAAUGUUCCCUCUACUGUUCUCAGGGUCCCACUUCUUUUAAAUCAACACCCUAAAUUUUAUAUGAGAGGGCAUGUGACUGCAGCCUGCAGGAUCAAAUAUUGGGUUAUGUUUUUAGUUCUAUCAUUCCUAUGGCUACAGGAUAUUAAACAGAUUCUUUUCUGGCUGUUGAA
This is a messenger RNA of Miniopterus natalensis, 4033 nucleotides long. The record is from RefSeq and is a predicted model, not a curated record. Lineage: Eukaryota; Metazoa; Chordata; Mammalia; Chiroptera; Miniopteridae.